GUAAAUUUAUUAAUGAAAUUCAUGUAACUUGUCUUAACAUUUUAAAAAUUAACUAUAAGCAAAUAUAUAUUUAUGUAUAGAAUAGUUGAUUCUUAAUGGUCUCACUUUAAGUAUAAAUUUGUCCAGAUGACUGUGGAUAAUGAAACUAGUGAUCAACAAGUACUUUUUGCGACAGGAGGUUAUGAUCAUACAAUUAAAUUAUGGCAACCACAUACAGGAAAUUGUGAACGUACAUUUACAGAGACAGAAUUUCAAGUAAAUGCUCUGGACAUUACACCAGACAAAUAUUUUAUAAGUUCAGCAGGGUAUCAACAUAUUCGAAUGUAUGAUUUGGCAACAAGUGAUCCUAAUCCUAUAGUUACCUAUGAAGGUGGUUCCAAGAAUAUCAGCGGAUUUGGCUUUCAGGAAGAAGGGAAAUGGAUGUACACUGGAGGAGAAGAUUGUUCUGCACGGAUAUGGGAUCUUAGAUUUCUCAACGGUAAAUGCCAAAGAAUAUUUCAAGUCUCAGCCCCUGUAAAUUGUGUAUGUUUACAUCCUAAUCAAGCAGAAUUAGUAGUGGGUGAUCAAAGCGGUGUUAUACAUUUAUGGGAUCUUCGUUCGGAUCAUAAUGAACAAUUGAUACCAGAAACAGAAGCUUCUAUUCAAGAUGUAACAAUAAAUCAAGAUGGUACAUAUAUGGCUGCUGUAAAUAAUAAAGGUCAUUGUUACAUCUGGACACUUUCAGGAGGUAUAGGAGAAGAACCAACUAAACCUAUUCCUCGUCAUAAACUUGUAGCUCAUAAGCGUUAUGCCUUACGUUGUAAAUUUAGCCCUGAUUCUACCCUGCUCGUGACUACAUCCGCUGAUCAAACCGCCAGAGUUUGGAGAACCACAGAUUUCUCUGAAGUACAGGUACUUCAACACGAAGCUAAACGUUGGGUUUGGGAUGCAGCCUUCAGCGCGGAUUCACAAUACAUAUUCACUGCUUCUUCUGAUGGAAUUGCAAGAUUGUGGAACGUUUCAACGGGAGCGAUAGUACGUGAGUAUAAAGGUCACCAGAAAGCAGUAACAGCCUUGGCGUUUUAUGAAGAAGCUGUAUCUAUGGCUUAAUAAUUAAAAAAAAAAAAGU
Messenger RNA from Polistes canadensis, 1108 nucleotides. It is a transcript of the gene Lst8, whose product is annotated as target of rapamycin complex subunit lst8. The coding region runs from base 127 to 1089 and encodes 320 amino acids. Gene Ontology annotation, molecular function: protein binding. Gene Ontology annotation, cellular component: TORC1 complex; TORC2 complex. The transcript has 8 exons. Gene Ontology annotation, biological process: TOR signaling; regulation of actin cytoskeleton organization. The record is from RefSeq and is a predicted model, not a curated record. Lineage: Eukaryota; Metazoa; Arthropoda; Insecta; Hymenoptera; Vespidae.